Molecule: messenger RNA, 618 nt
Organism: Chlorella variabilis
Lineage: Eukaryota; Viridiplantae; Chlorophyta; Trebouxiophyceae; Chlorellales; Chlorellaceae
Exons: 5
Coding region: 1-618 (205 amino acids)
Biological process (GO): protein acetylation
Molecular function (GO): N-acetyltransferase activity
Source: RefSeq, a predicted model, not a curated record
AUGAUGGACAACUUCAACCUGACCAUCCGCGGCCAGCGGGUGGUGCUGGUGCCAUACCGGCGUGAGCAUGUGGAGCUGUACCACCAGUGGAUGCAGAGCGAGACAUUGCAGGAGCUGACAGCCAGCGAGCCACUCACGCUGGAGGAAGAGUAUGCCAUGCAAGCGAGCUGGGCAGAGGACCCGCAGAAGUGUACCUGCAUUCUGUUGGAUCCUGAUUUUCCCGGAAGUCAUGGCGGUGCGAUGGCGGGUGAUGUCAACCUCUUCCUGACUGACCACGACGAGCCAUCCACCGCGGAGCUGAAUUUCAUGAUUGCCGAACCGCGCAGCCGGCGCAAGGGCAUCGCGACGGAGGCUCUGACGCUAUUCAUGGCGUAUGCUGCCAUGCAGCUGGGCGUGACAAAGUACCGUGCUAAGAUUUUAGAGCACAAUGCUGCUUCGAUACAGCUGAUGCAGAAGUUGGGGUAUCAGGAGGUGUCACGCAGCAGCGUUUUCAAAGAGGUGUGCUUUGAACUGGCGGUGGAGGGCGAGGUGCACGAGCGGUUGUCGGCGGUGCAGCUGCAGAUGGGGGCAUACGACGAUGCGGCUGCAGGAGUGGCGGCACUGCGAGAUUGUUCUUGA